CCUUCUCUAACCACACAGGUCACCUCCUGAGAGCCCGCCUCUUGGAUGACCUGGCCCACGACGCGUGGUCAGCAAGACUGGGAGUUCUCGUGGCCGUGCGCCAGCACUCCCUGCUGCUGUCCGUGUAUGUGUCCGUGGAACUCGGGGGCUCUUUGGAGCUGUUGUUUACGUGGAAGUUGUGAGCCGUUGUGAACCGCUUAAAGGAGUGGACGUUGCUAGCAAUGAGCUCCCAAAGCCAUCCAGAUGGACUUUCUGGCCGAGACCAGCCUGUGGAACUGCUAAACCCUGCCCGCGUGAACCACAUGCCCAGCACGGUGGAUGUGGCCUCCGCGCUGCCUUUGCAGGUCGCGCCCCCGGCGGUGCCCAUGGACCUCCGCCUGGACCACCAGUUCGCGCUGCCCGUGGCGGAGCCCACCCUCCGGGAGCAGCAGCUGCAGCAGGAACUGCUGGCCCUCAAGCAGAAGCAGCAGCUCCAGAGGCAGAUCCUCAUUGCCGAGUUCCAGAGGCAGCACGAGCAGCUCUCCCGGCAGCACGAGGCCCAGCUGCACGAGCACAUCAAACAACAGCAGGAGCUGCUGGCCAUGAAGCACCAGCAGGAGCUUCUGGAGCACCAGCGGAAGCUGGAGAGGCACCGCCAGGAGCAGGAGCUGGAGAAGCAGCACCGGGAGCAGAAGCUGCAGCAGCUCAAGAACAAGGAGAAAGGCAAAGAGAGUGCCGUGGCCAGCACAGAAGUGAAGAUGAAGCUUCAGGAGUUUGUCCUCAAUAAAAAGAAGGCGCUGGCCCACCGGAACCUGAACCACUGCAUCUCCAGCGACCCGCGCUACUGGUACGGGAAAACACAGCACAGCUCCCUCGACCAGAGCUCCCCGCCCCAGAGCGGGGUGUCGGCCUCCUACAACCACCCGGUCCUGGGAAUGUACGACACCAAAGACGAUUUCCCGCUCAGAAAAACAGCCUCUGAACCCAAUUUGAAAUUGCGGUCCAGGCUAAAGCAGAAGGUGGCCGAAAGACGGAGCAGCCCGCUGCUACGCAGAAAAGACGGGCCCGUGGUUACCGCUCUAAAGAAGCGUCCAUUGGAUGUCACAGACUCGGCCUGCAGCAGCGCCCCGGGCUCCGCGCCCAGCUCGCCCAACAACAGCUCCGGGAACGUCAGCACCGAGAACGGGAUCACGCCCGCCGUCGCGAGCAUCCCCGCCGAGACCAGCUUGGCCCACAGGCUCGUGACUCGAGAAGGUUCUGUGGCCCCGCUCCCCCUCUACACAUCACCAUCCUUGCCCAACAUCACGCUGGGACUGCCCGCCACUGGCCCUUCCGCUGGGACGGCAGGUCCGCAGGAGGCCGACAGGCUCACUCUCCCCGCCCUCCAGCAGCGGAUCUCCCUCUUUCCCGGCACGCACCUCACCCCCUACCUGAGCACGGCGCCCUUGGAGCGGGACGGUGGGGCUUCACACAACCCGCUGCUACAGCACAUGGUCUUACUGGAGCAGCUGCCUACGCAGACGCCCCUCGUCACAGGCCUGGGCGCGCUGCCCCUGCACGCGCAGGCGCUGGUGGGAGCGGACCGCGUGUCCCCGUCCGUGCACAAGCUGCGGCAGCACCGCCCACUGGGGCGCACGCAGUCGGCCCCGCUGCCCCAGAACGCGCCGGCCCUGCAGCACCUGGUCAUCCAGCAGCAGCACCAGCAGUUUCUGGAGAAGCACAAGCAGCAGUUCCAGCAGCAGCUGCACAUGAGCAAGAUUAUCCCCAAACAGAGCGAGCCGGCCCGGCAGCCCGAGAGCCAUCCCGAGGAGACGGAGGAGGAGCUUCGUGAGCACCAGGCCCUCCUGGAGGAGCCCUACCUGGACCGGCUCUCUGGGCAGAAGGAGGCACACGCUCUGGCCGGCGUCCAAGUGAAGCAGGAGCCCAUCGAGAGUGAUGACGAGGAGGCGGAGCCCCCGCGGGAGGUAGAGCCGGGCCAGCGCCAGCCCACCGAGCAGGAGCUGCUCUUCAGACAGCAAGCCCUCCUACUGGAACAGCAGCGUAUCCACCAGCUGAGGAACUACCAGGCGUCCAUGGAGGCGGCCGGCAUCCCCGUGUCCUUCGGCGGCCACCGGCCUCUGUCCCGGGCGCAGUCGUCCCCGGCGUCUGCCACCUUCCCCAUGUCCGUGCAGGAGCCCCCCACCAAACCGAGGUUCACCACAGGCCUCGUGUACGACACGCUGAUGCUGAAACACCAGUGUACCUGCGGGAACACCAACAGCCACCCCGAGCACGCGGGGCGGAUCCAGAGCAUCUGGUCUCGGCUGCAGGAGACGGGCCUCAGGGGCAAAUGCGAGUGCAUCCGCGGACGGAAGGCCACCCUGGAGGAGCUGCAGACGGUGCAUUCGGAGGCGCACGCCCUGCUCUAUGGCACGAACCCCCUCAACAGGCAGAAACUGGACAGUAAGAAACUUCUAGGCUCGCUAACCUCCGUGUUUGUCAGGCUGCCCUGCGGUGGUGUCGGGGUGGACAGCGACACCAUAUGGAACGAGGUGCACUCGUCGGGCGCGGCCCGCCUGGCCGUGGGCUGCGUGGUGGAGCUGGUCUUCAAGGUGGCCACGGGGGAGCUGAAGAACGGCUUUGCCGUGGUCCGCCCCCCAGGACACCACGCGGAGGAGAGCACGCCCAUGGGGUUCUGCUACUUUAAUUCCGUAGCCAUCGCAGCCAAGCUUCUCCAGCAACGGCUGGACGUGAGCAAGACCCUCAUCGUGGACUGGGACGUGCACCACGGAAAUGGAACCCAGCAGGCCUUCUACAACGAUCCCAACGUCCUCUAUAUCUCCCUUCACCGCUAUGACGAUGGCAACUUCUUCCCGGGCAGUGGGGCGCCAGACGAGGUGGGCACAGGCCCAGGUGUGGGCUUCAACGUCAACAUGGCUUUCACUGGCGGCCUCGAUCCCCCCAUGGGAGACGCGGAGUAUUUGGCGGCCUUCAGAACCGUGGUCAUGCCCAUCGCCAGCGAGUUUGCCCCAGACGUGGUGCUCGUGUCUUCAGGCUUCGACGCCGUGGAGGGCCACCCCACGCCGCUCGGCGGCUACAACCUGUCCGCCAGAUGUUUCGGGUACCUGACGAAGCAGCUGAUGGGCCUGGCUGGCGGCCGGAUUGUUCUGGCCCUGGAGGGGGGCCACGACCUCACGGCCAUCUGCGACGCCUCGGAAGCAUGUGUUUCUGCUUUGCUGGGCAACGAGCUUGAUCCUCUCCCAGAAAAGGUUCUGCAGCAGAGACCCAAUGCUAACGCUGUCCGGUCCAUGGAGAAAGUCAUAGAAAUCCACAGCCAGUACUGGCGCUCCCUGCCGCGCCUCUGCUCCACGGUGGGACACUCUCUGGUAGAGGCCCAGAAGUGCGAGAACGAGGAAGCCGAGACCGUCACCGCCAUGGCCUCGCUGUCCGUGGGCGUGAAGCCCGCGGAGAAGAGACCGGACGAGGAGCCCAUGGAAGAGGAGCUGCCCCUGUAGCCUCCCCCGGAGCUGCGGUUCUCUUGUCUGUUUGUCCCUGUCUUGAAGCUCCGCCAAGAACAGCUCCUGUUUCUCUGCGGCCUGCCCGCGAUCUCUGGCCAGGGCGUGAGCGGCAGCGGGGAGCCCUCCCUGCCCGGCCCCCGGGCCCCCCCCCGGGCGGGCAGCGUUGCGCGGAACCGGGACAGACGCCGGCCGCGCAGACACAUGGACACACACGCGGCCAGGCUCUCGGCUCCCGGAGGGAAGCCGCGGAGGAGGGAGGCCCGUGCGGCUCGCGGCACAGCCGCCCACUUCGACGCCACGAGGGAAGGAAAACGGAAGUCAAAGAUCUGAUAACACAAAACGGACUCGAUUAAAACUGGUGCUUACAGUUGAUUAUCACCCACAAUUCCACAGUCUCCGUGUAAACCACUCAACUCAUCCCGUAGCUUCUUUUUUUCUUUAACGAGAACGUUCUCUAGGCCCCGGCCGCCUCCGUGGCCCGCAGCGGCGGGGUCUGCGGCCGGGCGGGGGGGCGGAGUGGACACGCGCAGGAACGUGAGCCUGCGGGACCCGGCUUUGCUCUCUCAAAGCCAUCGGAAGAUGCGAGUUUGUGCCUUUUUUUUAUUGCUCUGAUGGAUUUUUGUGGCUGGGUUUUCUGAAGUCUGAGGAACAAUGCCUUAAGAAAAAAUAAACAGCAGGAAUCGG
Molecule: messenger RNA, 4160 nt
Organism: Herpailurus yagouaroundi (jaguarundi)
Lineage: Eukaryota; Metazoa; Chordata; Mammalia; Carnivora; Felidae
Gene: HDAC4
Product: histone deacetylase 4
Exons: 26
Coding region: 222-3473 (1083 amino acids)
Biological process (GO): negative regulation of transcription by RNA polymerase II
Molecular function (GO): histone deacetylase activity
Source: RefSeq, a predicted model, not a curated record